This is a messenger RNA of Danio aesculapii, 2188 nucleotides long. RefSeq names its product cilia and flagella associated protein 99 (gene cfap99). The record is from RefSeq and is a predicted model, not a curated record. The coding region runs from base 204 to 2150 and encodes 648 amino acids. The transcript is spliced from 15 exons. NCBI's taxonomy places the organism in Eukaryota, Metazoa, Chordata, Actinopteri, Cypriniformes, Danionidae.
UUUCAUCGCAGGACACAUUAUCACACAUAUAAACCUAUUUCUAUGGUUCAAGACAGCAUUUUAGACAUUUCCCUCUCAGAACUUUUAUUUAAAUGCUUCGGCAAUCCGAAUAAGAUGCGUUAAAGCUGAACAACUAUCCAUAUUUCAGACUGCUAUCUAUUGACCCAAAAGUAUAUUUAAUUUGGCUGAGAAAUCCAGUGAGGAUGAACUUCAAAGAACUUGUCAACGAAGUCGCAAGGUUCCUGGAGGAGUUUCAAGAAGACAAACACUGCAUUGACAGUUUUACACAGGAUACUGCCAAGAAUCUUCAGACUCGUUCCUCUGCUGAUCAGAAGUUUAUUAUCAAUACUCUGUAUGGAUGUAUCAUGCACAAGAAGCUUUUGGACGUUGUAGUCAACAUCUUUUACCUUCACCAUGGAAAAAAGAUCUUCAGGGUGGACCGGAACCUGUUCAUUGUUGUCUGUUAUCUUGCCAUGUUCUGUCUUGAUGAUCUUGGCCUGGAGAAUUUCAGCAGAAUUAUCAAGUCGCUAGACAUCGCAAAAAUGUACAAAUUCCUGAGUUUUUUCUUUAACGUCAACAACCUCACAACACAUAUCCAGAUGGAAUGGAGUCACAUCUACGAUGCUGCUGUUGUGGAUGACAACUGGAUCACCCCAUUGCUGAGUUGGUGCAGUGAGAUUGAGAGGCUGUUGGAUCAGCUCGCCAUAAAAAUGGGCAGAGGGAGUGUGCCAAAAAGAUCUCCCAGGAAAAACACAGAGCCCAAGGAAUUUGAUCUGACGAAACCUAAAGCUCGACCGCUCCCUGCGCCUGAAGUCAUUCCACAGCAGGACAAGCCCAAGCCGGUACCAGCAAGCACUCACAUAUCUCCAAAGGAACCAGAGAUUCUGGACGGGAUGAGGCAGACGAAUCGACAGAAAGCUUUUCAAACCCUGAACGAAGCAAACUCCCAGCAGUUCAGAUGUGCAAACCCGCAAAAGUCUGAGAAAACUCAAAACAUAAGAUCACAGAUUAUUCAUAACCGGGAAGCUGGACUCAAAUUUGACAAGACUUAUACUUCUGGCAGCCCUUCAACUCAAAAGACAAACAGCUUACCUGUCAGACUGAACACAACUGCCAUACUGCGAGAGGGAGCUUUAUAUAAUAAACAACUGGAAGGAGAGUUACAAAGAUUAGAGCGAUUAUCUCAGGGUGCAAGCGAACCAUCUUCAUUCCUGCAAUGGCAGAAGGAGAUGAAGGAGAGGGAUCUGCAGGAGGAACUGGCAGAACUGGAGCGCCGAAGACUAGAAGGACGAAUCAGCUACGAAGAGGCCGUUCUUGCCCGGGAGCGGGUUUUGAAGCGUAACUACCAUAAAGCUCAGGAGACAAAGGAGGAGACUGCAGAGCUCAUGCGCAAGUAUGCAGAGAAACGGCUGAAGGAGGAGAAGGAAAUGAGAGAGCUGGUGCAGCAAGUGGCUGAUGGUCACAAGAACUCCAAAGCUGCCAAAGCUAAGCUCCAAGAAAUCAAACAAAUGAUAGUUAAGGAGGUCUCAGAGCAGAGCAGGGAUCUCCUCAGCCAGGCUUUGGAGGAAGCCCAGGCUGAACUGAGCAGGAAGAUGGAGCUCAUCCGUCAGAUUCAUGCUUUUGAGUCAGUCUCUAUGGUCAGACAAAAGUUUAUUGAUGAAACUGAGACUGCGGGUCAUGAUUUGCUUUGUGAGAUGUCUCUGGCGGAGCUAAGGGAGCGUUUGGCUCUCCUGAGAGAGUCAGAGCAGUGUGAUCUGGAGGACAGAAGACAGCGCAUCUUUCAGGAGAAACAGCUUAAAGAGCAGCUACUGCUGGAACAGCUGGACAACAUCGCUCUACGAAGAAAUCUGGCAGAGCAGGCUGCUUUGCUCAGUCAACAAGAAAAAAAGAUGAGAAGUGAACUGAGGGAGGCGGUCUUUAGAGAUGAGAGAGUCCUGGCUCUACAGAAGACCCUGGAACAGAAACAGCAGAAAAGACAAAAGAGAAAAACCGAAAAAAAGACUCUGAAGAAAAAUGAACAGGUGCUUCCUAUGACAUCGAAGACCUCCCUUAACAAAAAGCAGGUUUUUGAAGAACACCACUGGCAAGAGUUGGAGCGCAAUUUGGAACAACAGAUUCAUGGGGCCUUCCAGCAGUCCGUCUACAAAUAACUGCUGGUCAGAACCACCUUUUUUUUUUUUUUUUUUGA